Messenger RNA from Ramularia collo-cygni, 1401 nucleotides. RefSeq names its product related to glycolipid-anchored surface protein 5 precursor. Gene Ontology annotation, molecular function: 1,3-beta-glucanosyltransferase activity. The coding region runs from base 1 to 1401 and encodes 466 amino acids. The record is from RefSeq and is a predicted model, not a curated record. The transcript has 3 exons. Lineage: Eukaryota; Fungi; Ascomycota; Dothideomycetes; Mycosphaerellales; Mycosphaerellaceae. Gene Ontology annotation, biological process: fungal-type cell wall (1->3)-beta-D-glucan biosynthetic process. Gene Ontology annotation, cellular component: fungal-type cell wall; cytoplasm.
AUGCAGACAAUGUCCAUUCUUGCACUCGUCUCGUGCGCCGUCUCCCUCGCCGCUGCGAAUCCCGCCAAUGUCGAAGCACGCGCAACGAAAAGCUCGAGCGAAGGAUCGUCUGGAACUGGCUCUACGCUUCCAACCAUAACAACGAAAGGCAAUGCAUUUUUCGCUGGAGACAGUCGCUUCUACAUUCGAGGAAUCGAUUAUCAGCCGGGAGGUUCUUCCGAUAUAACCGAUCCUCUCGCCGACUACAGCAUAUGUUCACGCGACAUUCCAUAUUUCAAGCAGUUGGGACUCAACACCAUUCGUGUGUACACUGUUGACAACAGUGCGAAUCACGAUCAGUGUAUGAGUGCUCUCGCCGAUGCGGGAAUCUAUCUAGCGCUGGAUGUCAACACUCCCAAAUACUCACUAAAUCGAGCUUCGCCUGGUCCGUCGUAUAAUCCCACCUACCUCCAAUCGAUCUUUGCAACGAUCGAUGCAUUUGCAGGGUAUAGCAAUACUUUACUCUUUUUCAGCGGGAAUGAAGUUCUCAACGCUCCGGACACUACGUCCGCGGCACCGUAUGUGAAAGCCGUAACUCGAGACAUGAAGCAAUACGUCGGUGAGCGUGGCUAUCGCUCGAUCCCAGUUGGCUAUAGUGCAGCGGAUGUAACUGAGAACCAAUAUCUGAUGGCUCAAUACAUGGACUGCGGCGAGACACAAACUCUUUCAGAUUUCUACGCCAUCAACAACUACGAAUGGUGCGAUCCAUCCUCAUACACCACAUCUGGGUGGAGCAAUUUGGUCGCGCAGUACUCCAACUAUAGCCUGCCUCUUUUCAUGUCCGAGUACGGCUGCAUCAAAAACACCCGCACAUUCGAAGAGACGGCCGAGCUUUACCAACCUGAAAUGACAAAAGUCUUCUCUGGUGGUCUUGUCUACGAAUAUUCGCUAGAAGGUAACGGCUUCGGCAUCGUUACACUCUCCGGGUCAACCGUGUCUCCCGAAGGGGACCAAUUCUCCUACCUUCAAAAAGCUUUAGCGAGCGCUACCAGCCCAAGUGGUGAUGGAGGCUACACAACCUCUAGCACAACCCAAAACUGCCCUGAUCAAGGCACGAACUGGGAUACCAGCCCUUUCAUCGGAAGCGCUUUGCCCGCUAUGCCUAGCGGAGCAGAGACCUACCUGAAGAAUGGUGCUGGCAGUGGUCCGGGUCUCACGGGCGAUGGUUCGCAAAACGCAGGAGGCGAGAGCACAUCUACUGCGGAUCCGAAUGCUGGAUCUGUCACUGCUUCUCCGACGGGAGGGAGUAAGACGUCGAAGGCGGCUGCGAAUUCUGUGCAGAUGGGGCGCAUGGACUUUGCGCCUCUUGUUUGCGGUGGUUUGGUUCUUUUGAGCAUGGUUUUUGGGGCUGCUCUUUUGUAG